AUGAACUUGCCAUCCGCCGUUCUACUUAGACCUCCCGACAACGCUUCAACAACCGCAAAUCCUUUCCUGCUCCUUAGUCAUCUGCUAGCACAUGACCUCCCAAGGAAAUCCUCCGCGGCUCCUGCUCUGCUUCAACUACAACUUCAGCAACAUACGCCCGAUCCCCUCGUGACCUAUGAUCAGGUAGAAUUUGGGGCCAGUCAUGAAUCUUUAACUUCCCUCUCACACGAGCCUCGGGCGGCCUCGAAUGAAAGGAGAAGUGUUAGAAUCAGGGCUCUUUUGCGAAUGUUCGAAUACUUUUAUACAUGGUCUCGUGACUCAGCGUUAACAUUUAAGAGUCUGGUGGACAUCUUUGUCAAUGAUUACGAUCCCUCGCUUCAGGCCCUAAUCGAGGACUAUGUCACCAGCCAAGCAUAUCUUCAAACUCUCAGCAAUCCCUCUGGUGAUCUUUCUAGUGGGGCUGGACUCGGUGAGCCCAAGUUUAAUGCCGAUAGGACUCCAUUUACAGCGUCUUGGGGUCGUCCUCAGCGUGACGGACCCGCUCUACGGGCUACUACGAUGAUCGCCUACUCCCAAUGGCUCAUUGAAAAUGGCUAUAGCUCAACAGCCAGUGAAACUGUAUGGCCUAUAAUUCGAAACGAUUUGAGCUACAUUGCACAAUAUUGGAAUGAGACGGGAUUUGAUCUUUGGGAAGAGGUAGAGGGCUCCAGUUACUUCACAAUCUCAUCGCAGUACCGUGCACUAGUUGAGGGAAGCACAUUGGCCGCAAGACUAGGAAAAAAAUGCGAGUCUUGCGAAACCCAGGCUCCCCAAAUUUUAUGCUUCCUGCAAAGUUUUUGGGACCCCCACCGUGGCUACAUGUUGGCAAAUAUCAACGAUAAGUCUGGUCGUAGUGCUAUAGACUCCAACACCAUAUUAGCAUCCAUCCAUCAGUUUGACUCGGCUUUUGGUUGUGACCGCUUGACCAUGCAGCCGUGCUCGGAUCUAGCCCUGUCCAAUCACAAGAUUGUAACGGAUUCGUUCCGACCCGUCUACGCCGUCAAUUCUGAAAUUCCUCUUGGUAGGGCGGUGUCUGUGGGUAGAUAUCCCGAGGAUGUUUACUAUAACGGUAAUCCUUGGUAUCUUGCCACUUUCGCAGCCGCCGAGCAACUUUACGAUGCCAUCUACACUUGGGAAAAAUACCAAGUGAUCAACGUUACCGACAUCUCAAUUGGAUUCUUCCGCGAUUUAAUCCCAACCAUCCGUACUGGAACUUACACAGAAGCAUCCUCCGUCUAUCAUCAAAUCAUUGAUGCCACAUUUUCUUACGCUGAUGGAUUCAUGCAAAUUGCGGCUACCUAUACACCCACAAACGGUUCACUUUCGGAGCAAUACGAAAAGAGGACUGGUAACCCUCUUUCAGCUUACGACUUAACCUGGUCAUAUGUUGCCUUUAUUUCAGCUGCGGCCCGCCGCUCUAAAGUAGUUCCUCGCUCCUGGGCCCCGGACUUGCCGAUCAACUCGAUCCAUCAGUUACCCUCUGUCGAACUUGCCAAGACAACUUAUGGUGAUACGAUAAAAAUUUCUGGUUCCAUACCUGAUUUGGGAAACUGGAAUCCGGAACUCGCUGUUCCCCUCUCGGCUGAUCAAUACAGCGCCAACCACCCACUCUGGCAGGGAACCAUAACCUUAGAUGCAGGACUCUCAUUUGAGUACAGAUAUAUUAACGUUAAAUCAGAUGACACUAUCCAAUGGGAAGAAGGAAUCACUCACACAUUUAGUGUACCCACUGGUUGUGAGACAGCAAUUUCAGUCGUUAACAGAUGGCGGAUGUAUUAA
Messenger RNA from Blumeria graminis f. sp. triticale, 1818 nucleotides. The record is from the annotation of a GenBank genome assembly. Lineage: Eukaryota; Fungi; Ascomycota; Leotiomycetes; Helotiales; Erysiphaceae.